Messenger RNA from Amaranthus tricolor (Joseph's coat), 780 nucleotides. Its product is annotated as probable glycosyltransferase At5g03795. NCBI's taxonomy places the organism in Eukaryota, Viridiplantae, Streptophyta, Magnoliopsida, Caryophyllales, Amaranthaceae. Gene Ontology annotation, molecular function: glycosyltransferase activity. Bases 1 to 780 code for a protein of 259 amino acids. The record is from RefSeq and is a predicted model, not a curated record. The transcript is spliced from 4 exons.
AUGAGCGUUGACUUGCUUACACAUUCACUCUUUCCCAAAACCAUAUGGUAUAAGGAGGAUUGCCCACCAAGAAUUAUAAGCAAACCUACUAUUUUAGUGAUGUGGCAUCUUUCUCACAUGAGUUAUGAAUUAAUGGAGAAAACAUUGAAAGUCUAUAUUUAUAAAGACGGAAAAAAGCCCAUAUUUCACCAACCGAUACUCAAGGGACUAUAUGCUUCAGAAGGAUGGUUUAUGAAACUUAUGGAGGGAAACAAACACUUUGUUGUAAAAAAUCCUAGGAAGGCACACCUAUUCUAUAUGCCUUUUAGCUCAAGAAUGCUAGAGUAUGCUCUGUAUGUGCCAAACUCUCAUAACCGAACCAAGUUAAGGCAAUUUGUUAAAGAUUACACUGAAACAAUUGCAGCCAAAUAUCCUUUCUGGAACAGAACCGGGGGAACAGAUCACUUUGUCGUUGCAUGUCAUGACUGGGCUCCUUAUGAAACCCGACAUCACAUGGAGAACAGCGUCAAGGCCCUUUGCAAUGCGGACAUAACUAUUGGAUUCAAAAUAGGGAGGGAUGUGUCGCUGCCAGAAACGUUCGUUCGCUUUGCAAGAAAUCCUCUUAGAGAUGUUGGAGGGAAACCGCCAUCACAUAGGAACAUUCUUGCGUUCUACGCUGGAAACCGCCAUGGCUAUUUACGUCCAAUUCUCCUAAAACAUUGGAAGGACAAAGACCCAGAUAUGAGAAUUUAUGAUCUAUUACCCACCAGCAUUUCGAGAAAAAUGAGGACACGAAGUUAA